AUGUCGGACAUUUCGACGUCUUCGUUGCGGGAGGAACUGCAGCGGUUAGACGGGCAGCGGGCAGAGCUCAUGAGGCAAGUAGUGGAGGCGAUGGAGUUCCUCGGCACAACGCCGGUGGGGUUAACUGCUCCCCUCGUUGACGCGGAUGGGUUCCCGCGGGAUGACUGUGACUUGUACGCUGUGCGCCGAGCCCGACAGGUAGUGAAUCGCGGACGGAACGAUAUUAAGGCGAUUGAGACAUCCAUGCACGAAAAACUUGCCGUGUUACACGAGGAAAGUCAGGAGAAAGCAAAGCAGCAGAUGGAGCGCGACGACGAGGCGAGGCGGAAGGGCAAAGCCGACACUGUGGAACAUGAGCGCCGAAUGUGCCUGGUACAUGAAAUGUUUAAAAAGCCGCCGUUUGUUCGGGUUGUGAUGACAGCCGCAGGCAGCCCUGGUGGGCUGGCGGGCCUGACUGCGGGUGACCUCGUUGUCCAGUAUGGCGAGGUGGAUGCGGCGGCAGUGGCGGCGCGUGGCUUUGGUGAGAUGGCGCGGGUGACGGCCAAUCACGAGGAUAAGAUGCUUAGCGUGUGGGUGAAGCGACGGAGUGGCGAGGGGGUGGCGGAGGAUCUGGUGGAGCUUUUUCUAGUGCCGAAGAGCUGGGCUGGUGAUGGCCUCAUUGGGUGUGAGUUUGAGCCGUGUCUGCAAUAA
Molecule: messenger RNA, 690 nt
Organism: Trypanosoma rangeli
Lineage: Eukaryota; Euglenozoa; Kinetoplastea; Trypanosomatida; Trypanosomatidae
Product: 26S proteasome non-ATPase regulatory subunit 9
Exons: 1
Coding region: 1-690 (229 amino acids)
Biological process (GO): proteasome regulatory particle assembly
Cellular component (GO): nucleus; cytoplasm
Molecular function (GO): protein binding
Source: RefSeq, a predicted model, not a curated record